UUUUUGGGUUGGGCCGGGUAGUUUGAUGAGCGGAGGGCCGGAGGCCGAAGACCGAAGACCGAGCCGUGAAAUCGGAAUUGAAAGGUUCCUGACUCAGAGGCGGAAAUGAGCGCGCCAUCUCCGGUGCUGAAGAAACCCAAGUUGGAGGAGUCUCUUCUUUUGGUGGAUGAUUCUACCGACAUCAAUGGAGGCGGCAGCGGCGGAGGCGGAGGCGGAGGAGACGAUCUCAGCAGCAACAGAGAGGAGCAAGAAGAGGCACUCGUGGCUCUCGUCGAGCACCGAACCAAUGAAGUUGAACACCUCCGCCGCCGCGUCGCCUACUACCAUUCCGAGCUUGAUAAAGCAGAAAGGAGGUUGCGUGAUUCAGAAUCUAAAUUGGCUCGUAUUCGAUGCCAAGACAAUGUUGCGCCAUCUAAAAACUUGCUGGGUAAUGGAGUUAAAAGUUUCAUAGCAGAGAGCAGGUCAAACAGUCCUAUAAAUCAAGGUUCAUCCCGAAACCAGAUUCAAUCCCGACCAGAAUUGUUAAUUCCUGCUGCAAAUCCAAAAAUUUCCCAACCUAUAAAAUUGGUAGAGCCUGGCAUGAGAGCUUCUAUUGGUUCUAGUGCUCAAGCUAGCUCAUCAGUUCCCACUCUUUCUACUAAUGUUGGCAAGCUAAAAGGGGACAACUCUCUGAGAGCCUCUUUUGAAAAGGAAGCUGUUGAAAUUCAAGAUAAAAGGACAAAGAGGAAGUUUGAACAAAAGGAACACAAAGAAUUGAUCCCAUUGACACGUAGUUGUGCUUCACCAAUCUUAAUUCAUUGUUACGCGAGUUCUCACAUCUCUAGUCAGCACAAGAGAAAGUUGCGUAGUCUUGCUUUGUGUCCGGUGAAUGAUCAACUUUUUGUGACCAGUGCCUUGGACGGGGUCGUCAACUUGUGGCAAAUACAGUCUAAAGGAUCAGGUGCCUCUUUACUUAGUAGCACUGAUUGCCUAUCCCAAAAGCAUAGGAGGUGGCCAGAAGAUAUUGCAUGGCAUCCACAAGGAAACAGCCUAUUUUCUGUGUAUACUGCUGAUGCUGGGGAGUCUCAGAUUUCAGUUCUAAAUUUAAAUAAAACUAGAGAGAGAGAGCGCGUAACCUUUUUGGAGGACAAGCCACAUGUUAAGGGCAUCAUCAACAGCAUAAUUUUCAUGCCCUGGGAAGAUCCAUGUUUUGUUACUGGUGGCAGUGAUCAUGCUGUUGUAUAUUGGAAUGAGAAAGAUGGGGGGAACUUAUGGAAACCAAAGGCAUUGCACAGGAAUUUGCAUUCUUCUUCUGUCAUGGGAGUUGCAGGGAUGCAGCAAAAGCAAAUUGUGUUGUCUGCAGGCACAGACAAGAGAAUUGUUGGGUUUGAUUUGCUUGCAGGAAGAGCAGUUUUCAAGCAUCAAAUAGAGAACAAAUGCAUGAGCGUUCUGCCUAAUCCUUGUGACUUCAACUUAUUCAUGGUUCAAACAGGGACCCCGGAAAAGCAGCUCCGGCUGUUUGAUAUCAGGUUGAGGCAGACAGAACUCCAUGUAUUUGGAUGGAAACAAGAAAGCAGCGAGUCACAGUCAGCUCUGAUAAAUCAGGCAUGGUCUCCUGAUGGUUUGUAUCUCACAUCCGGCUCAGCAGACCCUGUGAUUCACGUAUUUGAUAUCAGGUACAAUGCUCGUAGACCUGCUCAGUCAAUUAAAGCUCAUCAAAAACGAGUCUUUAAAGCAGUAUGGCACCACUCUUUCCCACUUCUCAUUUCCAUCUCAUCUGAUUUGAACAUUGGGCUCCACAAGAUUGCAUGAAACUCAAGAGUCAACAAUUACUGGUCAUGUCUUUCCAAAGGUUUUGCCACUGUUUUUGGUUCCUCUUUUUGUUUCCCUUGCAAAGCUACGUGUUUUGUUUUCAAUAGGGACUUCUAAUUUCUGAGAGAACUUUUGGUUUUUAACAAAACCAUUGCAAUGCUAUAUCAUGGAAAAAAGUUAUUUUGGGAAAAAUUGAAGAGAAGUGCUGAGUGGAUUGAUGUAAACUGCGGCCACAGACGAAAAAUUAGCUACUUUGAGUUAUAUAAUGUAUUAUUUUUAUUUGAAAAUUCAAAUGCCAACUUGAUGAA
This is a messenger RNA of Malania oleifera, 2099 nucleotides long. RefSeq lists its product as uncharacterized. Gene Ontology annotation, molecular function: protein binding. The record is from RefSeq and is a predicted model, not a curated record. Lineage: Eukaryota; Viridiplantae; Streptophyta; Magnoliopsida; Santalales; Ximeniaceae. The coding region runs from base 106 to 1791 and encodes 561 amino acids. The transcript is spliced from 7 exons.